AUGGAUAUCGGAAUGAAGCCUUUCGAUCCAUCGAUUACGUUUGAAAAUUUGGUUUCGACCGGUCGUUUAAAUAUCAACAAUAUGGAUCAUCGCGAAAUGAUCGCCACAAUGGAUGCUAUAUUGGCUUCGCUGAUGUCUUGGCUUGAGGGUAAUUCAAUCGCACAAACGGUGAAUUACUGGCUAAAGCAUAGAUUGUUGCAGCUUCUCACGUGUGUCUUUCUGAGUCGUGCAAAUUUGGUGACCGAUCCUUUGUUAUCUUCAUUUUCAUAUGGUAUUUUGGAACUUACAACGCUUUUUCGCCAUGUAAUACAACUAGCCUCUGUUUACGAAGAGGUAGUCGUUUUUUUUCUGUAUUUACACCCUGAAUUUGUUUGUAAACAGUUGGUUUUCAAGCUUUUCAUUAUUAUUUAGCC
Messenger RNA from Gongylonema pulchrum, 413 nucleotides. Lineage: Eukaryota; Metazoa; Nematoda; Chromadorea; Rhabditida; Gongylonematidae. The record is from the annotation of a GenBank genome assembly.